Messenger RNA from Salpingoeca rosetta, 654 nucleotides. RefSeq lists its product as uncharacterized. The transcript has a single exon. Bases 1 to 654 code for a protein of 217 amino acids. The record is from RefSeq and is a predicted model, not a curated record. Lineage: Eukaryota; Choanoflagellata; Craspedida; Salpingoecidae.
AUGCUGCGGGCUGUUGCGCGCCGGGUUGUGCUCUGCCUCACAUUCUUCUGCACCUUCCUCGCACUGCCCGCAGGCUCUCCUCCCUUCAUGGCAUUUUCCAGCACGCACAAGAAGACAGCAGAGCUCAGAAGAACCACAAGGAACCCAAACAUGGAGCCAGGCAUGAGCAGCUACCUCUUCGAGCCUUACACCCCACCUCCCUUCGAUCCCGCGCUGAGACAGCACGCCUACUUUACCGCCAAGGACAGCCUGCUCAUGGAUAAAAUCUUCAAGGUGACAAAGUUCGCGCACCUCCGCGCCGCCCCCACCCUCAGCAGCUUGAUCCCUGCAGGUACGUGGGGCAACUGGGGCGGCAUCCCAGACACCACAUCCCCAGCCAUGGUGGGCUGGGACUUUGACUGGAAGAGUCAGCUUGAGGAGGAUAUGCGCAUGACAGCAGCUGUCGAGCGAAGGGUGGAGAAGCAGAUGAACGCUGUCGAUCGCUAUAUCCUGUGCCAAGACCGCAAAAAAGACCAUCUGGAAGAGGAAAGCUCCCUCGAGUCAGGCCCUCCAAGGAAGCGUGCCAAGCUCGGUCCAGACGCGCGCCGCGCAGCGAGUGUGAGCGCUCCGUCCUCCUCCACAGCCGCGUCCUCCUCCACAGCCGCGUACCCGUAG